This is a messenger RNA of Cordyceps fumosorosea ARSEF 2679, 315 nucleotides long. RefSeq lists its product as hypothetical. The transcript has 2 exons. Bases 1 to 315 code for a protein of 104 amino acids. The record is from RefSeq and is a predicted model, not a curated record. Lineage: Eukaryota; Fungi; Ascomycota; Sordariomycetes; Hypocreales; Cordycipitaceae.
AUGACAACGCGCAAUCUCUUGUCCGGCCCUAUUACACUUUCCGAGGCCAAAUCGAAAAGUCGCAACGUUCUUCACGCUCUGCGCUUCCCCCUACAGAAGCGCGAAUUCUACGCGCGCAUCGAGCGCCAACGCCAUCUUCUCUCCCACAUCGUUGCACAUCAUCUCAACACAGACAUUGCAAGUGUGACCAUUUCCGAGCAAGAGCACUGGAUCCACGGGUCAUUUAAUCUCUGCGUACCGGUGCUUGUCAACAAUGCUGCUGCGGUCAUUGUUCGCUUUCCGCUGCCAGGCCGCAACCUACGCAUGGAUUCAUGA